CGGCGUGUGGGGCCGUGGGCGAGCUCAGGUGGCUGAAAAUGACAGAGCGUCCGCACGGCAGUUCCCGCGGUUGCUAGCACGAUGCAAAGCAAAGCAAGGAACUGCUGAAGUUUCCCUGUAAUGUCACUGAGACGAUUAACUCUCUGGGAAUUUCAUCACGGUGAGAAGAAUGGGUUCGGUUUCAGAGAUGCUCACAGCAGUCCCCCUUCACAAGAGGCCUGAUCUCCUGGAGGCCUGCGCUGACCUCAUCAACGAAGAGUGGAAACGGAGCCGGACUUCCCGUAUCCACUCCCUGCAAAAAUCUAGUGACAACUUUCCCAUGUGCCUGGUACUGAUCAAAACUCUGAGGCUAACGGAGGAAACUGCAGAAGGGAAGGCGUCCAAUACCCAGUGCCAACUUCUGGGACAUGCCAGGUUAUCCCGUGUGAUUGGCCAAUGUAACAGUUUAUUUGUGGAGACCGUGGUGGUGGCCAAGGCCCUCCGUGGAAAGGGCUAUGGCAGGAAGCUGAUGGAAGCUGUUGAGAACUUUGCCAAAGCCCAUGGCUACCAGCAUCUGUAUCUCACCACACAUGACAAACAACAUUUUUAUGCCCACCUGGGCUAUAGCUUGACCAAGCCUGUUUCGUGGGCUGGAUUCAUCAGUUCUCUGGUACCUAUGAACUUUUUGGAGAACUUCUCUACCCCUCAAGCUAAGAUGGAGCUUCCUGCCCCACCUGGGAAGCAUAAUACAAAUGCAUCUUACCAAAGUAGAUGUGGAGCAAACCUCCCUCCUUCACCAUGUGCUGCACCUCUUUCUUCUUCUCCUUUUUGCUCAGUAGCCCCCCCUUCAUUGCCUUCUCCUUGUUCUUAUCAUUCAGGGACAGCUACCGUUUCUCCCUGUCCUCCAUUGCCAGGUCCCCACCCAUCCUCUGUGCAGUCCAAUAAUGGUCUGGUUCACUCUUUACCAUCAGCCUCCCCAUUUGCUUCUGCUGCCCCAACUCUUCUACCCUCUCCUCCUCCUCCUCCUCCCCUUCCACUUCCAGUGCCUCCACCAAGAGCCUUUUUACUAGCCCAGCCAAACUCCAGUAAACCUGCCUCUUCCAGGGUUUUGGAGAAUACAUUUGAAGAACAGACGCUUUUACAAACACCUUACCUGGAUCUGAAAGGGCAGCCCAUAUUUUGGAUGAAGAAGGAUAUCUGAUUUUUCCAUCGUGUGACUGUGCAAUAAAGAUGAAAUAAAGGAAUGAGGAAAAAGAAAAGCCUUUCUUGUUUUAAAAGGGAAGUCUGGCUUUGUGAGACAAAAGAUCGCCAUUUAAAAUGAAUAA
Notechis scutatus (mainland tiger snake) is the source of this 1304-nucleotide messenger RNA. NCBI's taxonomy places the organism in Eukaryota, Metazoa, Chordata, Lepidosauria, Squamata, Elapidae. The record is from RefSeq and is a predicted model, not a curated record.